Letharia lupina is the source of this 1011-nucleotide messenger RNA. RefSeq lists its product as uncharacterized. The coding region runs from base 1 to 1011 and encodes 336 amino acids. The record is from RefSeq and is a predicted model, not a curated record. The transcript has 3 exons. NCBI's taxonomy places the organism in Eukaryota, Fungi, Ascomycota, Lecanoromycetes, Lecanorales, Parmeliaceae.
AUGAAAGCCGCGCAAGGAAAAAUGGCACAGGAGAGACAGCCCAAGAAGCUUCGUUCAGGCCGUUCUUCUGGGAGCAAGCGGAGAAAAGCCAAAAACAAUGCUAACCAAUUAGCUCGCACUACACCAGCUUCAGAUUCCCAAGCCGAGCCCAGAAUACGCAGAAAGACAGCCGCGCAACAAGAGGGAAGGAAUGCGAGAGACGCCCGACGUCUUGCUGCUGUUAGCGGUGUUGCCAUCCUAUCGAAGGUCCCCCCUGGCCAACUUCCGGACCAAGGAAAUUGGGAAGAGGACGAGAGAAAGACAUAUCCAUGUUCUAUCUGUGGUAGGAAAUUCGUAAAGAAAAACCAUGUUAAAGUCCACAUGGCAGCAUGUGUUAAAAGGAACGGGAACCCCAAUGGUGCACGAUGGGAUGAUGCAUGGAGGAACAGGGCGAGUCAAGCAGCGUCCAUGGAUACACAAUCGAACACCACCAGUGCACCUCAAACUUUGCAUAUACAUGACUUUCAAGCUGAAGAUGACCAAACUGAAGACAAACAACCGGAGGACUACCAGUUUGAACACCACCAACGUGAGGAUUUCGAGCGUCCAGAUGUAUCAUUCGGUGGCUUCCAAAGAGACCAUUGCAUCUUUGACCACCUGCCACACGAGCCAGCCUCGACGUCCUCGCCUGGCAUGCAAGGAUACGAUGUCGAACUAUUAACAGAGAGUUCCCAGUCCGAUGAUCUUGACUUCAUCGACCUGCAGUCAGCGUCCUCAUCGCCGAGUGACCUGACACCAUACGAUCCAGACCUCCGCAUGGACGUCUUGACGAAUGAAACGCUACUUCUCAUGGCUCAAGCAUGGCAGAAAGCCAUAGAGUACGUGGGAGAGACUCACACCGUGGUGCAUCCGCAUUUCCAGAGGAUAAUGGAAGAGCUGGGGAGGAGGGGUAUGAUCGACGAGAACUGGACCUAUGUUGUAGACCUCGUGAGGGUGAACAUGACUUGGAGAAGGGUGACGCUGGGGCCAUGA